UUAGCCUAGGCGACUCCUGUGAGGCGGCGCGGCAAGGCGCUUUCGUGGGUGCUGCGCCGCCUCACAGGACCUGCCCAGUCUGAGCUCCUCCUCACAGCCCUAGCCCGCUCUCGACCUCAUCUCCUCUUCCUUACCCAGCGCCAUGACGUUCUCUCUUUCCUCCCUGGUGCUCUUGGGGCUCUUGGGGGUCCUCCGUCAUGGCGGUGCUUCAGGUCUUCUUGAGCUCUCCUUGGGAAAAUUCAGAUAUGUGCUACUUAACCAGACCAAUCCAGAGGAAGCUGUAAUCAGGAACAUUGCAAGCAAUGUGACUGUCGUUAUUUUUCAAGUACAUUCUCAGCAAAGUGAUGUGGUGAUAUCCUUUGAUAAGAAUCCAUCCAUGAACAGCUCGGGAACUGGAGUAGACAAAGGACUGGUUUCCAUCCUUCAGCCUCAACAGAGUGUAUGUACAUGGUACCUUCGGUCACUGGUUGCUAGCCAGGUGUUGAGCACAGCUAUCUCUAUUCCUUAUAUGGAGAAAGAUCCUAUUCCUGGAGGCUGCAAUCUAGAAUUUGACUUGGAAGUGGAUCCAAACAUUUACCUAGACUAUACAUUGGUUGACAUACACAUCAAGUUUGCCCCUGCAAACUUGGGAUAUACCAGAGGAGCAAACCCACCAUCCUGUGAUUCAGGGACUGGUCAGAACUCCAGAUGGCGACUGCGCUAUGAUGUCUACCGGUACUUCUUGCCAGAGAAUGAUCUUUCUGAAAUGGUACUCAUGAGCCACAUACAGAAGAUGUCUGAGGUGCAAAGUAUCAAAGCCAAUGGCGUUAAAAUGCUUACGUUGACAACUGAUGACAAGACCAAUGUCUACUUUUCCUCACUUCCUGGACAAGGUGUGAUCUACAACGUCAUAGUAUGGGAUCCUCUUUGGAAUACUUCUGCUGCAUACAUACCUGUCCAUACAUAUGCCUGCAGCUUUGCUGACCUAGUGGAUAACUGCUCUUCUCUCAGUAAACUUUCUACCAAAGUAUUCUUCACUGCUCUUGCUGUUCUUGGCCUUUUUGCUUGCUUUUUUGGACACAGAUUCUGGAAAACAGACUUAGUCUUCAUGGGCUUCAUAUUCACAGCAUUCUUCUUCUUUGUAUUCAUUACGAGGGUAACUGGCCUUGGUUAUGACCUGCGUCUUACUUUAACAGCAGUAGCUGGAAUUAUUGGAGGGCUUUUCCUGGUUGCAAGCUGGUGGAGAUUUGGCUCUGUCCUACUCUGUAUGUUUGUUAUUGGACUUGUGCUGGGAUUUCUCUUUUCAUCAACGGUCUUCUUUACUCCACUGGGAGACUACAGAGUCUUCCGUGAUGAUGUGGUGUUCUGGGUGACCUUUUCUUCUGUAGCCUUGAUGAUUCCGGUGCUUUUUGCUGACUGUCCAAGAAUUCUGAACAUACUGGCCUCUGGAAUAGUAGGCUCUUAUGCAGUGAUUUUAGCUAUUGCUUGUUAUGUCUACACAAGUCUUGCUUACAUCACCUUAGACCUACUCAGAAGGGUCCUCAAUGAUUACUUCAGCAGAGCUUACACCAAUGUGCCUUUUCAAACAAAUGACUUCAUUAUGCUGUCAGUGUGGACAAUGCUGGCCCUUAGCGGAGUGACUGUGCAGCUUCGCCGAGAGAGAAGUGAAGUGCCCUUCCCACCACACCCCUAUCUCACCUGGAAGCGGGAAAGGGAGCGCAGAAGCACCAAUGUCUUAGAUCCUAGCCAUCAUAUCCCUCCCCUAAGAGAGAGGAUCCAUAACAAGCUACUGCAUAUCAAAGAGUGUUUUCAGAAAGAGCAGCCAGCUGGUGAGAGAACUCCAUUGCUUCUGUAACCUGCCAAAUAACUGGUAGGAACAGAAAAGAAGAAUCUAGGAAUGGUGAGAUGAAUGAUCACCAGCAAACCAGCCAGUGGUGCAGGUUUUACCACUCUAGUUUGUCAUGCUUAAUAAGAGGAUCAUAUCUAUCCAACCUGGAAGAUGUGUUACCUGUCUGGUACACUACAUGGGGUUUUUUGUGACUGACUGACUCCUCAGUGGCCCACUCAGCUUGCUGUGACAUGUGUAUGUCUAGCUGCAGAAUCUUGUAAUGAUGGUCAAGUAAAGGUAUUUAUCUUAUGAUGUGGUUUGAUGUUUAGUUAUAUUAAGUAUAAAACAGUCCUUAGAAAGCAAUCUGUACAAUGCUGGCACUUCCCUCGCAGUGCAAAAAUCACUGCUGAAAUCCUGCCUGACUUGCUGCUGAAGAUGAGCAGUCUGUUGGAGUGCAAGAGAUGAGAGGUGGGGACCGUACACAAAGUGUUCUUCUAGCAGGAGCUGAAGUAUGGCCUUCUAGUAUAGGUACAAAACGUGUGGCUGCAGACACAGUUGUUUCCAGGAAGUAUUACUGAACUUUGCAAGCUAAACUGAGUGACUUGAAUUUAAACUGCACCAAAUUGACUGUUGUAAGCAUGCACACUGUGGCUCAGGAAGUGGACUGGAUCUGAAACAAGAAGACUUUCUCCCUUGCUUUUGGAUGGUUCUGUAGCAAGCUGGCCAUCUGGUCUCUGUGCAGAGAUGACUGCUAAAAGAACACAAAAGGUUUGCUUCCUUGCUUGCUAUCUGAACAGCCUGUGUCUUGUUUCUGCUCUGGUAUAAUCUUUUGAUGGUGCUGUCAUAAAAGAAAAACUAAGUAAGCUCUUUGUGGCCAACUGCAGGGUUUUUUUUUUUUCCCUGGAACUGGUUAAAACCACUAUUUUUUACUUUUAAUCAAUGUAUCUUUUAAUUUUGGCUUUAAGGGGUGAAAAUGGCAUCCAGCUAGCAAAAUACUGGCUGGGAUCCUUGCUGACCAAAUGUGUUCCUUACCAAUUGAGGAUUGUAUCUGCCCAAAGCAGAAUGCAGUAUAAAAACAGAUAAGGGACCGCUCCUGCAUUCAGUGGAAGAUUGUGAUCUUGUGUGAUGGCUUUGCUUCCUCAUAAACGACCCAAACAUCCAUUUUCAGAAUGCAAACUGGAGUGUUGUGGCUUUGCCUCACAGAAAUGCACAAGCUAUCCUUGGUUUUACCUGUCCUGAGGGGCACCCUAUACCCAGUCUUGGUCUUCACACUCAGUGUUUACUUGGUGAUCUGUCACGCAUUAAAUGAUGAUUGAAGUCUUGUGUCGUGUAUCUCGAUACAGGCUGUGGUGGCUCUUCCUGCUGCUGCUUCUCAUUAUCUUUGUACCUUCAGUGUGGGCAGUGAAGUGUGUAGUCCUUCUGUCAAGGGGAACCACCAUGAGGGAACACCCUAGUGGUGGAAACUGAAAUUCUUGGGCCCCACUUUAAAUUCUUGGCAGUAAGUAUGUAGGCAAUCUUUGUAAGGAAACUGGCAAAAGAACUUUAUAUGGAAACUUAGUUGAAACUUUAAAAACCCUGGCAAUAGAAAAGAAACAAUGACUUCAAAAUACUUUACUUACCAGCCAUUUUUCUUCAAGGAGUGAAAGCUUAAUGACAUAGUAUCUCAGGUGACUGAGCUCAUCUGAUGUUUAGAGACACAAAUCCCAUGACUGCUUGGAGCUGGAAUGUCUGCAUCAAAACAGCAGAGCAAAACUGAAAUUCUGCAAUUUGAAUCUUGCUUCACAGUGCUGUUUCAUGGUGCAUGGGGGUAAAGGAGGAGCUCUGUCCCUGACCUCUGGCAGGCUGAUGCUUGCCAGCAGCCCUUUACCGCACUAAUACUGAAUAUGUCUUUGCAAUAUUUAAUGGCAAAUAGCAAACACUGAGUUGGUAUACAAAUGUUCUUAAACAUGUUUACCUUGGGGUUUUUAUAACUGCUGUGAUUAACAUUGUGCAAGAAACUCCAAUUUUCUCUAUCUUUUAUAAUAAAGAUGUCUUUUGAAAGAAUAUUGAAACUAAAGGAGUGUCUCUGAAUUCAGUGAUGCUUUUACAACUUAGUUUCUGCCUUUGGUAGUGUAGGGAUAAGUCUGUUUUUAAAAAAAAUAUUAGUCCCUCAAGGGAUGAGGACAAGGCAGGGAGCUUAGCUGACUGGUUGCAAGUACUUACUGUAGCUGCAGUGACACCCAGAGGCUGAGUGUGGUUAUGUUCUGUGUGAAGCUACUGGUCAAGUGCAUGAUCCUAAGAGGCUUUUUUUGUAUAGCUUGAUCAGACAAUGGUUGUCAUCCACUUCUUCACUGGUAACUAGGCUGCAAGGUCAUAUAGGAAGUCUGUGGCAGAACUGGGCUUAGAAUCUCAGAAAAAGACUUCAAACUUUGAGAUUUUUAUUACUGCUAAAAGAUGGUAUGGGAAUUUUCUUCCAUAUUCUGUAAGCCAUAGUGAGUAACAGUGAUAAUAAUCAGGAUACACUAACUGAUCCACAGGGGUGUUGAAGGGGUAACUUCCAAGGCUUUAUGUAACCUCUGAGAAAGGAAAAGGAAAAUUGGAU
Messenger RNA from Athene cunicularia (burrowing owl), 4388 nucleotides. It is a transcript of the gene TM7SF3, whose product is annotated as transmembrane 7 superfamily member 3. Bases 143 to 1834 code for a protein of 563 amino acids. NCBI's taxonomy places the organism in Eukaryota, Metazoa, Chordata, Aves, Strigiformes, Strigidae. The transcript is spliced from 12 exons. The record is from RefSeq and is a predicted model, not a curated record.